Messenger RNA from Ipomoea nil (Japanese morning glory), 2283 nucleotides. RefSeq lists its product as uncharacterized. The record is from RefSeq and is a predicted model, not a curated record. The transcript is spliced from 4 exons. The coding region runs from base 1 to 2283 and encodes 760 amino acids. Lineage: Eukaryota; Viridiplantae; Streptophyta; Magnoliopsida; Solanales; Convolvulaceae.
AUGGAAAAGGAUCAUGCUAACCGCUCUAAGCAGCUUGCUUUUAGCCUCUCUAAAUUUGAUGACUGGAAGAUAAGAAUGCAGGCCCUCCUCUGCUCCAUACAUGACGAGAUGUGGGACGUAAUAACAACUAGACCAAUUAUAGUUAUGAUGGUGAACACACAAGUCGCAGCUCAAGGGGCCGGUGCUGAGCAAAUGAUACCGAAGCCAAAAGAUCAAUACACCUCGGAAGAAAGGACAAGAGCAAACCUGGACAAUGUAGCACGAAACAUCCUCUACAACUCCCUUGACGACUCCUUGUUCCCUAGAGUCCGAAAGUGCAAGAAUGCCAUGGAAAUAUGGAAAGUUCUUAUGGAACUGGGAAAAGGUGAUGAACAGGAGAAGGACAACAAAUUGACUGUAACUAUGAAGAAGUUUGAAGACUUCAAAAUGCUUCCAAAUGAAACAAUCAUGGACAUGGAGCUGAGGUUUACCAGACUCAUGGGAGAUCUGACAGAUCUUGGGAAGGAACUAUCUGAAAAAGAAAAGAAUCUGAAGAUUCUUCGUGGUCUGCCAAAAUCUUGGGAAAUAAAAGUCAUUGCAAUGAGAGACAAUCGAGACAUGAAAACAACAAGCACAGCAAAGAUUUUCAGUGAUCUUAAGGCGUACGAGUUUGAACAUGAACCGAAAGAUGUCGAAGAAUCAGAAACAAGAAAUGUAGCUCUAGUGGCUAGUCAACAAGCAACAAACUCUAACAGGUCAAAAUCUAACUCUUGUGAAUUCUUAUCUGAUGAGCAAUAUGCCCUAUUUGUUAGGAAAAUGAAGAGGUUCAUGAGGAAGGACAACUUUCAAGACUCACAUCGCUCGGGCCACCGAAAGCAACACGAAAGUUCACCUCAAACUUCAAAGGGAGAAACCCCAGACUCGCAAUUGCUGUGCUACAACUGUCGUAAACCAGGACACUUCAAGGCCAAUUUCCCCCACCCAAUAGUGAGCAAACAUCAAGACAGCAACGCUACCAAAAGCCCAUCUAAGGAGACUGGAGAGAGAUAUAAAAGAAAUGACAAGCCGGAAUCAUCAAGCUCCAGAAAUGAAAGAAGAAAAAAGGCGAUGGUAGUAAACGAAACUUCUGACAAUGUUGAGGCCGAAAGUAGCUCCUCAAGCUCGAGUUCAGACGACGAAAGUACUGAAGAGGAAAAAGGUCUACUGUGCCUGUUUAGCCAAGAAUCAGAAGAUCUAUGUCUUAUGGUUGACGAAGAUGAGGUAAACUCUCACUCAUCCUCUUGUUAUUCAGCUGAGUCCAGUUCUGUAGGAAGUCAAACCUCCAAUGAAUCUGUUACCGAAAUGAUGAGGAGGAUCAAAGUGAUCAAAAACACAUACUCCAAACUUAAGGAGGAGAACUCUCGGCUCAUGAUUAGCUACAAUGCUCUAAGGCAAGUUCGGGUUGAGAACAUAAAGCUAGCUAUUGACAAACAAGUCAUAUGGUAUGUCGAUAGUGGGUGCUCAAGACAUAUGACUGGUGACAAAACAAUGUUGAGCAAUUUCAAGGAAGUUGAUGGACCUAAAGUUAUAUUUGGAGGAGAAAACAGUGGCAAGACUCGUGGAAAAGGAGACAUAAUCAAACAGGGAAUAACCAUACAAGAUGUAUCAUAUGUUGAUGGACUAAAGUUCAAUCUUCUAAGCACAAGCCAAUUUUGCGACAAAGGAUACAAAGUCGAAUUCUCCAAAAACGAGUGUAAAAUCGUGAACACAAAGGAUGGCAAAAUCGCGUUAACUGGCCAACGAAAGAAAAAAAUGUAUGUAAUCUCGUGGAAUUCUUCUAAUGCUAACGUUUGCUUUGUGGCUAAAAGCAAUGCAGAUCUCAGUCAAGAAUGGAACAACAAGCUGAGUCAUCUGAAUCUAAAGAUAAUCAACAAACUUGCCAAAAGGAAUCUCGUGAGAGGGUGCUUCAUACACAACAAUGGAAAGAAUCAUUUGACGACCUUUGACGAAAGAGCAGACGAAGGUUUGUUCAUGGGUUAUUCCUCAAAUCCAGCUGGAAUUGAAUCAUCAACUAAUCCACCUCUCAACUCUCAAUUAAAUGAAGAAGAGGUUUCAGAUGAUGAAGAGGACAUAUUAUCUUCCUACACGAAAUAUCAGUUGAGAAUCUCAGAGCCCGAAACUACAACUCAAGAAAAACUUGUCACACAACAAAGUGCUCCUGAUGCUCCUACACCAUCCGAACCAAUGAUAUAUGUUGAGCUACCAUAUAUUCCUGAAAUGGAUGCUCAGAAUCAGCAAAAUGCCUUUGAACCCGACCUUAGAUGA